GGCGCUUUGAAAUGACGCUGUUAGCAAGCGCGUUUGAAACACAUGGCUGCCGUACAAGUGAGCGAAGCGGAGAAAGUCUAUAUUAUGCAUGGAGUUCGAGAUGACCUGAGGUUGGAUGGAAGAGGAUGUGAGGACUACAGACACAUCGAGAUCGAGACAGAUGUUGUGUCUAACACAGAUGGCUCUGCCAAAAUCAGUCUUGGUCACACGGAUGUUCUUGUUGGAGUGAAGGCAGAGAUUGGUAAACCUAAACCAAUGGUACCAAAUGAAGGUUUUCUUGAGUUCUUUGUUGACUGCUCUGCUAAUGCUACCCCUGAGUUUGAGGGGCGUGGUGGGGAGGAGUUGGGGGUGGUGCUUAGUAACACGCUCUAUAAAGUGUUCAACAACAGACACAGUGUGGACCUGCGUUCGCUCUGCAUCUCUCCGGGAGAGCACUGCUGGGUGUUGUACGUGGAUGUCCUGCUCCUGCAGUGUGAUGGAAACCUGUUUGACGCCAUAUCUGUCGCAAUAAAAGCUGCACUCUUCAACACACGAAUUCCUAAAGUGCACAUAUCUGAGGAUGAGGAGGGUUUGAAGGAGAUCGAGCUGUCAGAUGACCCUUACGACUGCAUGCGGCUCAAUGUGGAGAACGUUCCAUGUAUCGUGACCCUGUGCAAGAUUGGUCACAGGCACGUGGUGGACGCGACCCUGCUGGAGAAAGCGUGUUCAGUGGCCAGUCUGCUGAUCUCAGUCACACACAGAGGGACGGUCACAUGUGUGAGGAAGAUGGGAGGAGGCAGUCUGGACCCAGAGAGCAUCUUAGAAAUGACGGAGGCUGGUAAGCGUGUGGGAAAGACUCUCCAUGCUCCUCUCAUGGAACUACUCCAGAAAGAAGAAAGUCUUGGCAAAAAACGAGAGAAAGUGGGAUUCCUCGGAUAACAUCAUGCUCGCUCACAUUUGUGUCUCCUUUUUUUUUUGUUUUUAAAUAAAUGCCAUUAAAU
Xyrauchen texanus (razorback sucker) is the source of this 980-nucleotide messenger RNA. It is a transcript of the gene exosc7, whose product is annotated as exosome component 7. The record is from RefSeq and is a predicted model, not a curated record. Gene Ontology annotation, cellular component: nuclear exosome (RNase complex); cytoplasmic exosome (RNase complex). Gene Ontology annotation, biological process: nuclear polyadenylation-dependent rRNA catabolic process; TRAMP-dependent tRNA surveillance pathway; U1 snRNA 3'-end processing. The transcript has 8 exons. The coding region runs from base 43 to 918 and encodes 291 amino acids. NCBI's taxonomy places the organism in Eukaryota, Metazoa, Chordata, Actinopteri, Cypriniformes, Catostomidae.